AUGCAUUCCGUUGAUGUCUUCAUAAAAGACCUUGGUACUGGCCGGGUUUCUUAUUAUGCUUCUUGGCGAGAUUCAAAUUAUUCAUUAUGCAUUAGAUUGAUUGUUAGCUGCUACCCUCGCACGUUCCUCAAAUCAUCAAAUUGCUACCACAACGUUAUUUAUUGGAAGAGAACCUUCUCAGGAACUGCCAAAGGUAUCUUGUUCUUGGACUGUUGA
Messenger RNA from Penicillium oxalicum, 216 nucleotides. RefSeq lists its product as uncharacterized. NCBI's taxonomy places the organism in Eukaryota, Fungi, Ascomycota, Eurotiomycetes, Eurotiales, Aspergillaceae. The coding region runs from base 1 to 216 and encodes 71 amino acids. The transcript has a single exon. The record is from RefSeq and is a predicted model, not a curated record.